Lemur catta (Ring-tailed lemur) is the source of this 3526-nucleotide messenger RNA. RefSeq names its product zinc finger and SCAN domain containing 2 (gene ZSCAN2). NCBI's taxonomy places the organism in Eukaryota, Metazoa, Chordata, Mammalia, Primates, Lemuridae. The record is from RefSeq and is a predicted model, not a curated record. Gene Ontology annotation, biological process: negative regulation of transcription by RNA polymerase II. The transcript is spliced from 3 exons. Bases 257 to 2107 code for a protein of 616 amino acids. Gene Ontology annotation, molecular function: DNA-binding transcription repressor activity, RNA polymerase II-specific.
AAUGAGCGCGGCGGUGGGCGGGCCUCUCCCGUCCAUUGUUCUCGGUGCCCCACGGGCUGGAGCCCAGGUAAAUCCGAAGGGGCCGGGCCGAGCCCGGGGGCGCUUUCGCGGGCGCAGCAUCCCCCAGAGCAGGACCUGGUCUCCGGAGAGCAGGACUACUUGUUGAGAUUUGAGGAGGGAGGUGUCUUCUCAGAGAGCCUGGCUGGAGGAGACUGAGUCAAUGCUUGAAGCCUGAGUGAUCGCCCCAGGAACGUGGAUGAUGGCUGCAGAGGCACCGAGAGUGACCACUCCCCUUAGCCCCUUGGUGCAGGUGCCUCAAGAAGAAAAUGGACAGGAGGAGGAGGUCACCACUAUGAUCCUGGAGGAUGACUCCUGGGUUCAGGAAGCUGUGCUGCAGGAGGAUGGCCCUGAGUCCGAGCCCUUUCCCCAGAGUGCUGGCAAGGGCAGCCCCCAGGAGGAGGCAGUGGCCGGGGGACCGCAGGGUGCACUCAGCCGCCUCCGAGAGCUCUGUCGGCGCUGGCUGAGGCCAGAGGUGCACACCAAGGAGCAGAUGUUGACCGUGCUGCCGAGGGAAAUUCAGGCUUGGCUACAAGAGCAUAGGCCCGAAGGCAGCGAGGAGGCAGUAGCCUUGGUGGAAGACUUGACCCAGACCCUUCAGGAAAGUGAUUUUGAGAUGCAGAGUGAAAAUGGGGAGAACUCUAAUCAAGACAUGUUUGAGGAUGUCGAGUCACAUGAGUUGUUCUCAAAGAUGCCUGAAGUGGAAGGCGUUCAGCAAUCCGAUGGGGAAAGUGACUGUGAGAGAGACUGUGGCACUGGGGGGCCCCAGAGAAGUGCCCCCGGUGAGGACCACGGGGAGGUGCCGUCCCACGGCAGGGAAGUGGGCCAGCUCAUAGGCCUUCAGGGCACCUACCUGGGCGAGAAGCCCUAUGAAUGUCCCCAGUGUGGGAAGACUUUCAGCCGGAAAUCCCACCUAAUCACACAUGAACGGACCCACACGGGAGAGAAAUACUACAAAUGUGACGAAUGUGGGAAAAGCUUUAGUGACGGUUCAAACUUCAGUAGACACCAAACUACUCACACUGGGGAGAAACCUUAUAAAUGCAGGGAUUGUGGGAAGAGCUUUAGCCGGAGUGCAAACCUCAUCACCCACCAGAGGAUCCACACGGGAGAGAAACCCUUCCAGUGUGCCGAGUGCGGCAAGAGUUUCAGCAGGAGCCCCAAUCUCAUUGCUCACCAGCGCACCCACACGGGAGAGAAGCCGUACUCGUGCCCGGAGUGUGGGAAGAGCUUUGGCAACCGGUCCAGCCUCAACACACAUCAGGGAAUCCACACUGGAGAAAAGCCCUACGAAUGUAAGGAAUGCGGCGAAAGCUUUAGUUACAACUCGAACCUAAUCAGACACCAGAGAAUCCACACAGGAGAGAAACCAUACAAAUGUACUGACUGCGGGCAGAGGUUCAGCCAGAGCUCGGCUCUCAUCACCCACCGGAGAACUCACACGGGAGAAAAGCCCUAUCAGUGCGGUGAGUGCGGGAAAAGCUUUAGCCGCAGCUCCAAUCUGGCCACCCACCGGAGAACCCACAUGGUGGAGAAGCCCUAUAAGUGUGGGGUGUGCGGGAAGAGCUUCAGCCAGAGCUCCAGCCUGAUCGCACACCAGGGCAUGCACACGGGGGAGAAACCCUACGAGUGCCUGACAUGCGGGGAGAGCUUCAGCUGGAGCUCCAACCUCCUCAAGCACCAGAGGAUCCACACGGGAGAGAAGCCCUACAAAUGUGGCGACUGCGGGAAGUGCUUCAGCCAGCGCUCGCAGCUGGUGGUGCACCAGCGGACCCACACGGGCGAGAAGCCCUACAAAUGCCUCAUGUGUGGGAAGAGCUUCAGCCGGGGCUCCAUCCUGGUCAUGCACCAGAGAGCCCACUUGGGAGACAAGCCCUACAGGUGUCCCGAAUGUGGGAAAGGCUUUAGCUGGAAUUCGGUUCUCAUUAUACAUCAGCGAAUCCACACAGGGGAGAAGCCCUAUAAGUGCCCUGAGUGUGGCAAAGGGUUCAGCAAUAGCUCCAAUUUUAUUACGCAUCAGAGAACUCAUAUGAAAGAGAAACUUUAUUGAAGUGGCAAAGAGGGAAAGUGAGGCGACUGGCUGGAGAAGGAAUUGCCACACUGCCCCAAACAGCGAUGUCCCUUUAAAAGAGCCAUUCUUCCCAAAUGCUCUUUUGGGUUUUUGCCAGAAUCUCACCCUUGCUCAUCAUCAUUUCUAGAACCAUGUCAUCUUAGUGGUUGGAGUCAAGCCCCACACACGGUCAAGAACAGCGUGUAGGAGCAGAAGUUCUGCAAAGUUGGGUCUUUUUUGGUGACAUUUCAUGGCUUGAUUGGCCUCUCUCUCUUGAUUCCUCUGUGCCUCAGUUUCCUCUUUGGUGAAAUGGGGGGGAAAUAUUUCUCCAUGUGGAAUGGAAGAUAGCGUGGCCCACAACAUGGGCUGAGUCCUCAGAGAAAUACUGGAAGUCCAUUAAUGUGGUUCUGGUAGCUUUGCUGCCAUUUUGUUGGGCUUAGGUGCCUUCACCCCAAGCUGUUAGCAUCCAGGGCCCCUUGUCCAAGUUAGUAUCUGCUCUUCUGGCUUUGGUGUCUUGGGUUUUGGUUUCAGGUAAAGAUGGAAGGGCUUCUCCAAUUCUCAGUCACCUGUGUAAAGGUAAAGCCCCUUUGUAUUUCUAGAAAGUAUCAGGAGCGCAGAAACAUGAGGUCUGGCCUGGACCCAUUGUCCCAGUGUCCUUCCCAUUGAUAAGAGGUGGACAGGGCCUGCCCAGAAAGGUACCCAUUGCGGAGAUUUACAUGCUUGCUUUGGUCUCCGCUUACUGUCCUGUGGUAAGUCAGUUGCUGGGGGAACACACUGUUCUUGUGGGGUUUUGUUUGGAGUGUGUAAUGAAGUCAGAGACCCCCGGCUGCCUACCCAUAGUGGAUGGUCGUUUCUGUCUCGUCAGGAGUGCAGCAGUCCCACAUGCUAUGGGUGGGCUUGUGUCUUUACCGCCACAGAUACGUAGCCCCAUAAUCAUUUCUGAGUUACUCUACGCACUUAUUAUUUCCCUGUUCUUAAUAUUUUUCAUUUUAUAUAUGCAGACCUUGAAUUCUGCCUGGUAGCUUUUGUAUACUAAGAACAUUAUUUUUAAGGAAGUGCUGAUUGAGGACAUUAUCUGUCCCCUGGAGAGAUCUGGGCUUGAAUCAGGAGUUUGUCCUACAGAUGUCGCCCUUGAUCUUGGGAUACUACCAGGGCUUUGUUCUUGGGAUCCUCCAGCCUGAAACAGUGAAGAUGGGAAAGAUGACAGGUGAAGGGGUUUGUUAUGAGGGAAGAAGAGAGUAGCUGAGGUGUUUCUGGGAGAUGUGAGACUGCCUCCUCCCACACAUGGGGCCUGUGCUCCGAAUGGGCUUUGGUUCUUACAGGAUGGAUGCUCCAUGCUGCCUAAUAAAGUAGAGUCCCAUUCUUUUCUGGAGUCUGUCUUCUAACGCAUGUUAAAAACCUGAACAUGACUGUUAGCAA